Molecule: messenger RNA, 333 nt
Organism: Kogia breviceps (pygmy sperm whale)
Lineage: Eukaryota; Metazoa; Chordata; Mammalia; Artiodactyla; Physeteridae
Source: RefSeq, a predicted model, not a curated record
AUGAAGCUGGCUGCUCGAAGGUCCUGCCGGCUCUCGCUGACCGGUUUUUUUUUUUUUUUUCUACUCUGCAGCUCAUUAAAAUCCAGUCUUAUUCUAUUUCUGUUGAUUUCUACAAAGCAUAUGUUUUGGUGUCAUUCAGUUCCAUCUUCUAAGGUGUCUGGAAAAUCUGACUACUUUGUCAUCCUGCUGAACAGCUGCGCCACAGGGAUGGACAGGAGAGAGGGACUGGAUUUUCUAAAGCCAAUUUUGGAGAAGACACUUAUGAAAAGGUCCUUUCGCAAUGGAGUUGGCACAGGAAUGAAAAAAACUUCCUUUCAAAGAGCAAAAUCAUGA